AUGGUUAAGGCUCAACAGGAAGAGGCUUCUAUCGGACGUAUUCAUAAGGUCGCCGGUCCUUUGGUCGUGGCUGAUAACAUGUCCGGUUCUAAGAUGUACGAAGUGGUUCGUGUUGGUUGGGAGAAUCUUGUCGGAGAGAUUAUCAAGAUUGAGGGAGAUACUGCCUCAAUUCAGGUUUAUGAAGAUACUGCUGGUUUAACUGUUGGUGAUCCGGUUAUCAAGACUGGUAAACCUCUUGCUCUUGAGCUAGGACCUGGUAUCUUAAUAAUAUCUUUGAUGGUAUUCAACGUCCUCUAG
Perkinsus marinus ATCC 50983 is the source of this 297-nucleotide messenger RNA. RefSeq names its product ATP synthase, putative. The transcript is spliced from 3 exons. NCBI's taxonomy places the organism in Eukaryota, Perkinsozoa, Perkinsida, Perkinsidae. The coding region runs from base 1 to 297 and encodes 98 amino acids. The record is from RefSeq and is a predicted model, not a curated record. Gene Ontology annotation, biological process: ATP metabolic process; proton transmembrane transport. Gene Ontology annotation, molecular function: proton-transporting ATPase activity, rotational mechanism.